UACGUGCAAAUCUGCGUGGUUUGUACUUCCACUGGUAUCUUAUGUUGUCGUGUUUUUCACCUUCUUAUGCGUGUAACCCCAUGUUUCAAGGGCUUCGGGGCUGAGCAGUGCGGCACGGCUUGAGUGUGGUCUGCGACCACAGUCAGCCCAGUGGAAGGAUAUGUGAUAGGCAGGUAGCGACUUGUGACCAGGCUGCUAGCUGCUAUUAGCUUGUUAAGCUCAGCUGGUGGGGUUUAGCCCCGCCGGGCAUGGCAGGGAGAGUAACUGCUUAGCAGCGAGGCUACUGCUGCUCUUGCUGUCUUACUACUGCGGUUGCGAGGAAAUCCUCGACUCGGACACUUAAAUACAAACGUUUCCAUCCAGCAGCGCGGGACGAGCGUGGUGACCGUCCUUGACAGCUGAGAGAGAGCGUCACUGGACUGUGAAUGGGCGCUUCCAGCAUCUGUCCGGGGGACUGACCUGAGCAGGUAUGCGCGCUCCCUCACGGCAGCACUGAGCAGGAACCUCACUCGCUCCUGGCGCCUGGGUGAAGUUUUUGGUUGGAGGUGCGUUUGAUAAGAAUGGCUCGCCGCUCCGUGCUGUGCCUUGGGAGUCUAGCUGUCCGCCUGCUAUAUGGAAACACUGUUCGCCCCCUCCACCCUUCAGUUUGCAGCGCAUCACCACAAUCGACAGCCGGGUUCAAACCGGAAAGAGUGGCGGUGGUCACAAAGACGACGCGCUAUGAGUUCGAGCAGCAGCGCUAUCGCUAUGCAGGAGUUUCUGAAGAAGACCUGAAGCAGCUGCUUGCUAUGAAGGGCUCCAGCUACAGUGGCCUGCUGGAAAGACACAACAUCCACACUAACAAUGUGGAGCACAUUGUGAAGAGCCUGCAGAGAGAAGGCAUUACUGUACGAGUGGUAAAGAGAGGCGAAUAUGAUGAAGAUGUAGUGCGAUGGGCAGAUGCCAUUAUCUCUGCUGGAGGUGAUGGAACAAUGCUGCUUGUGGCCAGUAAGGUUCUAAGCAAGGACAAACCAGUGGUGGGAGUUAACACGGACCCUGAAAGGUCAGAAGGUCAUCUGUGCCUGCCUGUGCGAUACACUCGUGCUUUCCCAGAGGCACUGGAGAAGCUGUGCCGUGGUGAGUUCAGGUGGCUGUGGCGUCAGAGGAUCCGUCUGCACUUAGAGGGCACGGGAAUAAAUCCCAAUCCAGUGGACCUGCACGAACAGCAGCUCAGCCUGGAGCAGCACAACCAAGCUCACCGCUUCACCUCUAUGGACAACCUGAGCAGAACAGGAGUACUGCACGAGACCUUCUCCAAGCCUAGCCUCCUCCCUGUUAGAAGCCUAAAUGAAAUCUUCAUCGGAGAAUCUCUGUCUUCCAGGGUGAAGUUAAAAUCCUUCAAACCCCAUGUUAACCUCUUGCUCCAUAGGGCUUCCUACUACGAGAUCUCAGUGGAUGAUGGUCCGUGGGAAAAGCAGAAGAGUUCAGGACUCAGCAUUUGCACAGGAACAGGAUCCAAAGCCUGGUCAUACAACAUAAACAAACUUGCUGAACAGGCGGUGGAGGAGGUUCUGAACAUCGCAAAGUCCCAGUCAGGUCAUGAUCUCCCAGUUAACCAAGAAUUUGUUGAAAAGGUUACAGACGAAUACAACAAGUCUCUGGUGUUCAGUCCAGAUGACAGACGCUUGUUCUACAGCGUAAGGGAGCCCAUCGUCAACAGGGUCUUCUCCAGCAGUCGGCAGAGAGGCUUUGCCAGCAAGGUGUGUGUGCGCUCCCGGUGUUGGGAUGCCUGCAUGGUGGUGGACGGUGGGACUUCCUUUGAGUUCAACGAUGGUGCCAUUGCUACAAUCAGCAUGAGCGAGGAGGACCAGCUCCGCACGGUCCUGUUAGAAAACUGAGGCGUCUGACUGACGUCUCUCACACUGACAGUGUUCACAGACGUGUCCAAAGGGAAGUAUCAGUCCUGAUCCUUCAAGUCUUCAAACAAGACUUUUGCUUCUUCUUUUUUUAUUAGGUAUAUUUUUCCAAAUCAUUUUUUGAUUAUUGUUGAUACUUCAUUUUCAAUCUUCAUGCUUUUAUUCCAAGCUACAAAGAUGAUGAUUCAUUUUGUAGAAACAGGAUAUUGGCAUAAACUCCGUGCCACUCUGUCAAGCCCACAAGUGAGUAAUUAAACUAAGGCCAGAUGAAAGGAUUUAAGUUAACAGAAGGCACAUUGAUUAUUGCAGAUAUUCACAUUAGAUCGGUCUUCUCUGUCAGUUAUAUGUAGCCUUGAUGAUGUCUUUAUGAGAAUCGGGGGCAAUAUUCACACUGAUCCCGUCUUCCUCCUGAGAAAUUCCUAAAUGGCAAAAAGAUUAGAGACAAGUGGCCGUCAGUGAGUUUUUCUUUAAUAAACGAUCAAAAAAGAGGGGUUCAAUAAGCAUCAGGCAGCUAAAAUGUUUAUUCUGUGAACAGAUGAAUUUAUUUCCAUGCCUUCGUAGUUUAAACUUUUUUUUUUUUUUUUUGGUGUUUUAACUACUAUGAGUUACAGAACUUCACUCCUACCUUUUAACUAAGCUCACCCAUAAAAGCCCCGAGGUCCUUUGACCCCCGAGGUCAGACAUAAAACCCACACUGACCCGUGGAGGAGUGUCAGGCUUUAAGGAACUACAGCAGGCCAGCAGGAGCUUUGUGACUAUUGCCCCAGACUGAAACAGGAACGAGAUUGUGAUGCGGUGGUUUCACUCCAGUGUAAGUUAUUCUGUCAGUUACUCUGCGGCUCUCAGCCUCAAUCCCAUAAUUUAUUGCUGAACACAAACUUUAAAACAUCUCAUCAGACGAUCCUAAAGAUGGGAAAUGUUGGAACGUUGUUUAUGCCGAUUUAUAAGGAGUCAGAACUUCUGAUAUCGAUUUACCCUUUCACUCUGAUGAUCACUACAGGUGGCAUAACUUGAACUGAUUACAAUAAAAGUUUUGGCACUUUUCUGUCAAAUUAAAGGCCAAAGUAACCACAAACGUCCAAAAGCACACAAUAACACAGUUAUCAUGUUGUUGUAUGUGUGUUAGGGAUGCUAUAAUAUUUGUUUUUAAUUAACAAUUUUUAUCAUGUUGCCAUCAACUGUUACACCCCACAAUAUAGAUAUGUUGGAUAAAAGCAAUGAUUAUAAGGGUUAGGGCUUAUUAAUGUUCCAGUCACUCACUGCACCCCCACCUGCCUGUCCGUGCUGCUGCGCGGUGCUGAGAGGACCGUGGAAGCAGAGCCGUCUGCUGGAGGAACCGUCACAGCAUUUCUAAUUGACCCCACGCAAAAAAGAAACGUUUUAAUAUUGGGCAUCAGAUACACUGACACUCAAAGCUCUGUUUUAUACAUUUGGAUAUAUUGUUUUAAGUCAUUAUCAGCUAAUAGUGUCAGCUGGCCGACCCUCCUCAGUGGUGGACUAAUCCACUUUUCCUGCCCUUGGAGUCGGUGGUGCAGCAGGAAUGGUGCAUGUGGGAUUGAAGGGGGAUGGCAACAUUCACUGAUGCAUUUAAAAUAUGUUCUAGGGCCUUGUUAACACUAAAUAAAAUCUAAAUUCAGCAGUCCUGUCCUUUCCGAGCAUACAUUCACCUCUGCUGUGAGUGUUACAGUUUUAAAUGUAUGAAGGAUUGAAGCACAGCGGCUUUAGAUAUUUUUGGAAUAUGCUGUCUAUUUUUUCUAGCUGUCUGAGCCAUGCUGAAAUGAAAGUUUUAGAGGGAAGAAUUUUAUGCACUAAAGACGGAGCUCAAUAUUUAAAGGGUUUUUUUUUUUUUUUCUUCUCUGGUGAGGGUUAAAGGCACAAGACGGGAAACUGAGCUGUGGAAGGGCUACCAGAUCAGUUUGUGCCUGCGGUGGGCAUGCCUAAUGUCAUAGGUGCAAAUGAUUUUUAACCCACAAAUCUCUUGAAGUCAGGAAGUGUUCUCGCAAAACCAAUGUUCUGUUUGAAAAAUGAUCUGGAAAAUGUAACAUGCAGCAUUGCCAAAGGUGAAAUUCCUCAUGGAAAUACUGUCUGUUAGGGUGUGUUUUGUUUUGGAACUGGAUAAAAUGAUAUGAAAUACAAA
Molecule: messenger RNA, 4032 nt
Organism: Archocentrus centrarchus (flier cichlid)
Lineage: Eukaryota; Metazoa; Chordata; Actinopteri; Cichliformes; Cichlidae
Gene: nadk2
Product: NAD kinase 2, mitochondrial
Exons: 12
Coding region: 561-1877 (438 amino acids)
Biological process (GO): NADP+ biosynthetic process; NAD+ metabolic process
Cellular component (GO): mitochondrion
Molecular function (GO): NAD+ kinase activity
Source: RefSeq, a predicted model, not a curated record